Anolis sagrei ordinatus is the source of this 3608-nucleotide messenger RNA. NCBI's taxonomy places the organism in Eukaryota, Metazoa, Chordata, Lepidosauria, Squamata, Anolidae. The record is from RefSeq and is a predicted model, not a curated record.
AUGGAGGCGGUGGUGUCGGCGGCGGCGGCGGCGCGGGGAGGCUUCCACCCGCACCCGGGCCUGCAGAAGACGCUGGAGCAGUUCCACCUCAGCUCCAUGAGCUCCCUGGGCGGGCCGGCCGCCUUCUCGGCCCGCUGGGCGCAGGACAUCUACAAGGGGGGAGGCUCCGGGAAGGAGGGCGCGGAGGGGCUGGCUCCCCCUCCGCCGGCGCCCCCCUCGGGCCCCUUCUUCCUGCCCUCGGACCGGUCCACGGAGCGGUGCGAGACGGUGCUGGAGGGGGAGACCAUCUCGUGCUUCGUGGUGGGCGGGGAGAAGCGCCUCUGCCUGCCCCAGAUCCUCAACUCCGUCCUCAGGGACUUCUCCCUCCAGCAGAUCAACGCCGUCUGCGACGAGCUACACAUCUACUGCUCACGAUGCAACGCAGACCAGCUCGAGAUACUCAAGGUGCUGGGCGUGCUGCCCUUCUCCGCCCCGUCCUGCGGCCUCAUCACCAAAACCGAUGCCGAAAGGCUCUGCAACGCGCUCCUCUACGGCGGCGCCGUCCCUCCCCGGAGCAAAAAGGACUUUCAUUCAUCGUCAUCCUCCCCGGCGUUGGAGCUGGAGCUCUCGGAGCGGAGCUUCCGGGUCUACCACGAGUGCUUCGGGAAGUGCCGUGGGCUCCUGGUGCCCGAGCUGUACAGCAGCCCCGCCGCCGCCUGCAUCCAGUGCCUCGACUGCCGGCUCCUCUACCCGCCGCACAAGUUCGUGGUCCACUCGCACAAGGCCCUCGAGAACCGCACCGUCCACUGGGGCUUCGACUCGGCCAACUGGCGCGCCUACAUCCUCCUGGGCCAGGACUACGCCGGCAAGGAGGAGAAGGCCCGCCUUGGGCAGCGCCUCGACGAGGUCAAGGAGAAGUUCGACUUCGGGAGGAGGUACAAGAGGAAAGCGCCGCCACCGCAGCCUCCGCCGCCGCAGCCUCGGGUCCCGUGUGAUCCUCCUGCACCCAAGAAACCCAAAACAGAUGACUCCUUGCAGUCUCCAGUCAUUGGUGACAAAGAGAAACAGUCCAAUUGGUUACGGUCCUUGUCCACUCCAUCCAGCAAGAAUGUGGGUUGCAUAAACCCGCGCCAGCGCCUCUCUGCAUUCCGACCCUGGUCCCCCGCGGUUUCGGCCAACGAGAAGGAACUCUCGAGUCACAUCCCCGCUUUGAUCCGAGACAGCUUCUACUCGUACAAGAGUUUUGAGAACGCCAUUGCGCCCAACGUGGCCCUGGCCCCCCACCCUCACCCAAAGAUCAUCAGCAACCCCCCAUGUGCCACAAUCGCGUCACGGAACAACGAGCCACUGAACAGCCCCCCGCAGCCACGGAAAAGGAAGCAUGCCUCCGAGAUCCCGACCGUUCCCGAACCCGCGCCCACCACGGUUGCCCCGCCCGUCGCCGCCCCUGUCGCCGCCACCGAAGAGGACAAGGAGUCGGAAGCGGAGAUCGAAGUCGAAACGCGAGAGGAAUUCACCUCCUCUCUGUCUUCGCUCUCCUCCCCGUCCUUCACGUCGUCGAGCUCCGCCAAGGACAUGAGUUCGCCCAGCAUGCCCGCUCCGCCCGCCGUCUGCAGCACGUUUGACGCCACCGCUGGCCACGUCGAGCCCCAGAGCGGGGCCAGCGGGCUGGAGGCCGAGCUGGAGCACCUCCGGCAGGCCUUGGACAGUGGCCUGGACACCAAAGAAGCCAAAGAGAAGUUCCUCCACGAAGUCGUGAAGAUGCGAGUCAAGCAGGAGGAGAAGCUCAACGCAGCCUUGCAGGCCAAGCGAAGCUUACAUCAGGAGCUGGAGUUCCUCCGCGUGGCCAAGAAAGAGAAGCUGCGGGAAGCGACCGAAGCCAAGCGCAACCUGAGGAAGGAGAUCGAGCGCCUCCGAGCCGAGAACGAAAAGAAAAUGAAGGAGGCCAACGAGUCGCGGAUACGACUAAAGCGGGAGCUGGAGCAAGCCAAACAGGUCCGGGUGUGCGACAAGGGCUGCGAAGCGGGACGGCUGCGAGCCAAAUACUCGGCUCAGAUUGAAGACUUGCAAGUCAAACUCCAGCACGCGGAGGCAGAUCGGGAACAGCUGCGGGCUGAUCUGUUGCGCGAGAGGGAAGCCCGGGAACACUUGGAAAAAGUUGUGAAGGAACUUCAGGAGCAACUGUGGCCUAAACAGAGCGAUCUGCCCAGCGACAAACAGGCGACAAAAGACAUGGAAAACUAAGGAUGGUGAUUUCGGCCUAAUUUGGAGGCCGCCGAUUGACAAAAUACGCGCGGUAAGGGAGAGUGUGUGGGAGAGGCGCCGGGGUCAUGCCGACCAACACGGACGCGGUUGUUCAUUUGGAGAGCCAACGUUCCCCUUGAGAACAGAAGCACUGAAUCCCACCUCUUUUUUUCAGUCCGGAUAGCACAACAUCUUCCUGUGCCUAGAACACAAAGAGUGUUUCUAAACCUAAAGUACUUUUUUGAGUCUGGAGCAAAAAAGAAAACCAAGCAAAACUUCGACUGGGAAAUUCCGCCUAGCAGCUACACAAAAUCAAAGGCAACAAACGGGGGGCUCGCUUUCUGAGAAAACUUUUGGAAUUACGACAAAUGCAAAAAGCAAAAUACCAUUUUUGUUACAAAGCUGUCGAAAGACACACACAACCGAGUCAAUUCAAACGUGGUAUUAUAGCCAUUGGCCAGGUUUUUUUAAAAAAAGUGUGUGUAUGUGUAUAUAUAUAUAAAUAUAUAUAUAUAUAGAUAGAUAUAAAUAUAUGGGGAGGGGGAAAUGCCGAAUUUGUAAAGACAACAUUGUUACAGAUGUUGGAUUCGUACUUGUCAUAAAAAAAAAAAAAGCCGAAUAGUAAGCCAUGACCAUUUUGAACCAGACGAUUUGUACGAAUCUUCAGAUAAUUUUUUAAGAACUCUAGUUUGGAAAAAUAAUAAUAAUAAUAAUAAUCUUUUUGUGUUUUACCCAUGGUUAUAAAUGAGAAAAGAUGGGAUAUGGGUAGGUUCAUGUUUUGAUGGGAUAUCGGGAUAUCGUGUGGGGUGGUGGAACCAAGCCUUAUCGAAUUCAGUGUUUAGUAACCACGACGUAACUUUGAGAGAGGAAUAGGAAGAUCGGCAGAGAGGGAGGACGCGUUGGAAGGACUCGGUCAACUUUGGAGCACUUCAGGUCUAGGAACCCAACUGGACAAUAGACGAAAUCAAACACGUGGCUGGACCAUGAGAGAAAGAUCCGCCGGAAAGCGAGGGCGGCCUGGCAACCGUUGGGAAAACCCUCUUCCCAUUUCCUCAGAGACCUUGUUUGCAUUCUAUCAUCACCUCAGAAAUUUCAGUAUUGUAUUGACUUCCCCGUCAUCAUGCGUGACGAUGUCCGUAUCCUUCACAAGAGCGCUCACUGUCGUAUUACGGAAACGAAAAAGACUGCUGCUGCUGCUGCUGCUGCUGUGAAUAAGCCGACGUUUCUGAUUCUCAUUUGGUCAUUGUGGGGUAUGUACGUGUGUGUCUCUCUCUCUCUCUUUUUUCCCAAUGUGGCAAAUACUUUAAUGUUGGGAUUUACGCUGCAGCUUGUCCCGAUGUGUCUCCAACAACGGAUUGUAUAAAUAUGCAGUAAAAGUAACAAAA